This is a messenger RNA of Oenanthe melanoleuca, 2900 nucleotides long. RefSeq names its product caveolae associated protein 2 (gene CAVIN2). NCBI's taxonomy places the organism in Eukaryota, Metazoa, Chordata, Aves, Passeriformes, Muscicapidae. The record is from RefSeq and is a predicted model, not a curated record. Gene Ontology annotation, cellular component: cytoplasm; caveola. The transcript has 2 exons. Gene Ontology annotation, molecular function: protein kinase C binding. Bases 59 to 1201 code for a protein of 380 amino acids.
AGGGCAGGGCAGGACGGGCUAAAUAGCGGCAGCGCCGAGCCGAGCCGGGCCGGGCAGGAUGGGCGAGGCGGCGGCGGGCAGCGCCGUGCCCCCGCUGCCGGCCGAGGCGGCGGGCGGGCAGGUGAACGCGCUGACCGUGCUGGCCCUGCUGGAGAAGCUGGUGUCCAUGCUGGAGGCGGUGGAGGGCCACCAGCGGCAGAUGGAGCAGCGGCAGCGCGGCUUGGAAGGGGCGGUGCGGGGCAUCCAGGACGACCUGGUGAAGCUGUGCCGCAGCCACGGCGCCACGGGCGAGGCGGUGGAGAAGCUGCUGGAGAAGUCGCGCAAGGUGUGCGCGCACACCCGCGCCGUGCGGGAGCGCCUGGACCGCCAGUGCGACCAGGUGCGGCGGCUGGAGCAGCACCACGCCCAGCUGCUGCGCCGCGACCGCUUCAAGGUGCUCAUCUUCCAGGAGGAAAAUGAGAUCCCUGCCAGUGUUUUUGCAAAAGAGCCCGUUCCUAGCAUUACAGAAGGAAAAGAGGAGCCCGUGGAUGAGAACAAAACACUGGAAGAAACCUUGCACACCGUGGAGUUGGGUUCGGAUGACGAUAUGUUUCACGAGGGAGACGACUUAGAUGACAGUGCAGAGGAGAAAACAGAAGAAUCAAGAGCUGAGAAACUGAAAAGGUCCAGCCUCAAGAAGGUGGACAGCCUCAAGAAAGCCUUCUCCCGCCAGAACAUCGAGAAGAAGAUGAACAAGAUCGUGUCGCCCGAGCGGAGGGAGAAGAUCAAGAAAUCUCUCACUGUGCACCACCAGAAAUCCUCCUCUUCCAAGGGCUCGGGGUUCAAGGUGUCUCCCCUCACCUUCAGCAGCAAGAAAGGCCGUGAGGGAGAGAGCCCAGCCGAAGGUGAGGACAGAGCAGAAAGCGCCAGCAACGAGCAGGCGGAGAACGAGGAGGAGGCGUCCCUGGGCGAGACGCGCUCGGACGUGGCACCCAGCACCUCCCUGGCCGAGGAGGGCAAGGCAGCCAUGGAGGGCAAGGCCGUGGUGAGCAACAACAUCGAGCUGUCCAUCGUGGAGGACGACGAGGAGUACGGGGUGCCCCUGGAAGUCCCCAGCCAGAAACUGUUCGACGAGAGGAGCAUCCCGGUCGGCGGGGAAAUGGAACAAUCUGACGAGGAGAGCGCCCAGGCUGCCGUCCUGCAGGUGAACCAGACAGCCUGAGCAGCCCCAGGCACCCACGGCUUUCCUGAGGCAGCCACUCUCCCAUCCUUGCCUCUGCAGUGAUAAUUUAUUGCAUCGCGGACUCGGUCAAUGACUUCAGCUGCAGCCGCUCUGCUUUAGGCCGAGUCGCUGGUGGUCGUGAGUUUAGCGAUGGUGUCACAGAGGAUGUCUGCUAGAAGCAAGCUGAUCACUGGCUUUCUUAGAGUUAGGUCACAGGAACACCUGGAGGCAUUUCUGUGCUCUUUCCUCCCCCCAGUAUUCCCCAGCACUGUGAGUAGUUUUGUAUGUAGAUGUAGGAAUCCCAAUGAGAACGUUUGGUUUCGGCUGCCCUGUCGUGCUCCGUGAAUACUAACAGCCUCAGUAAUUGUGCACACACUUGUAAUUUGUCUGGGGCUUUGCUCCACAGCACCAUAGGACUAAAAGAGCAGAGUACUUAGAGGGCAGAGCUGAAAACCCAGCUCCAUCCAUUUCAGUGGGGGAGAGAUUUUUGCCAGUAGUCACUCACUAGUCAUUUAGAAGAAAUCACCGUGUUUAGGUGGGGGGAAAAAAGAAAAGUAUUUUUCAAUCUAACAGAGUUAUGGAAAUACAUUAAUGACAAGCAUGAAGGUGUGAUUGGUUACUGCACCUUUAAGGGUUCAGAAAUUUAAAAGAAAAAAAAUAGGUUUUUGAUAGGAACAUGAAGGUAGCAUGAAGAAAAUAUGAAAUGCUAUAAAAUGCAAAAAAAAGCAAAAAUAACCCCCCACAGUAUUCAAUCUAUACUCCCAGCUUAAAGUAUAUAUACUCAGAUAACACUAAUUAAUUUGCAGUCUUUAUAGCAAUAUAUUAUCAAACUUUGCACCUGCACAACUUUGUAUCUCAGAGUAUUUUGAAAAUAGCAUAAUUUAUCUUUUUACAGAUUAUUUCAUAUAUAGAGCUAUAUCUACACAGGAGAGUUAGAUAAUUACAGGGAUGUAAGGACAAUUUCUACAAAAAGGUGAAAUACUCUUUCAGGCAUGUCCAAAGGGAACAAUGUGUUACGGAUUGAACUUCAUGGCAGGGAUGAGUUCACAUAAGUAUGAGCCUGCAAAGCCAUAGGAUUUGGUUCUCUGCUAGUAACUUUGAUCAAAGUCACCCACCUGCUCUCAAAAUUACUAGUCUGUAAUUUUUCAAAACUGAUUGAAAAUGAGAGGUUAACAAGGCAGUUUGUUCACUAUGAAUGUUCAUUCCUGUCACUUAAAGGUAAGGGGCAAGGGAGGAAAGGGAAGCACAAUACCCACAACAGUUCCCUUACAUCCUUGGUUGUUUAUGCAGUGGGUUAUUUCUAUUUUUUUAUAUACAUAAAAAUUCUACUGAUACUUAACAUUGCACUAAAAGAUUGCUUCCUUUUGUGUUUUAGAAUCACAAAUUACAGGGGAAAUAAAAGCUACAGCAGAAGUACCAUUAUGAAAUAAUUAACAGGUAUUACUCCACAGGGAUAAUAUCUGUAACCAGUAAAUCACACUGGAAGUUAGUUAGUUAGUUAGAGCUUAGUGUAGUCAAGUACUAUUAAGAGUUAAGCUCUUAAGUGCAUGGUAUCAUGUAGAAGAUACUGUUUCUAAGGAAAAUCAUGGCAUAACUCGUGCAGCUAUAUUUUUAUUUUGUAUUAACUACAAUGGAUUUCAAUAAUUUUUACUUGUAACUAACUAUGAAUAUGACAAAUAAAAGCAUAAUAUAAAACACA